Molecule: messenger RNA, 168 nt
Organism: Funneliformis geosporum
Lineage: Eukaryota; Fungi; Glomeromycota; Glomeromycetes; Glomerales; Glomeraceae
Source: the annotation of a GenBank genome assembly
AUGAGACAUUCUAAAAUUCUACCGAACUUUCCCGAAAACAAAGCAGCAUUAAUAGUACAGAAAACUAAAAAUGAUAAUGAAGCAUUCAUUAAAGAUUCGAACGCGACUUGUUCUUUCUUGGAAUACAAUGCACUAUACAUACCAUAUAACACCUUUCCUGGAGCAGAA